UCUGUCGGAUGCCGAAAAGUCCUUGUGCAUGUAGCGUUAACAGUGUGAAGUGCAGGGGGUGAUCUGGCCGUGUUUAUGAGCCGGUUGGCGAACCAUAUCGGGGACACUGUGGAUUGCCGUGUGGAGUGGAAUACUGAGUGAGGGGAUCGACAUGGACCUUCUGUAGCAUCCUCACACGCAGCACGUCGCUUCUGCUUUAAGGGUCUUCACUCGCCCGGCUUCAACCACAACCGCUCGACAAUGUCCGGGAUCAAAAUCAGCUUUUGCUUUUUAAUCUUUCAGCUGUGCAUCAUGUGUUCAGUAGGCCUAAGCAGCAAAUACCUUAGAGACCAGCACAGGUUUACAGAGGAUGUGGACUGGUCUUACACAGGAACUUUGAACCAACAGCACUGGGUAAAGAAGUACCGCUCCUGCAACGGAGCCAGGCAGUCACCCAUCAACAUUGAGGAAAGCUUUACCCAGGUUCAAGUGCAGUACCAGGAUUUGCAGCUAGAGAACUGGGACCAGCUCAUGACUGAUUCUACUAUCACCAACGAUGGAAAAACAGUGGUUAUCAGUGUGAAUGGACAGUACUACGUCAGUGGAGGAGGACUCAGGUCACGGUUCAAAGUAGCCAGGAUCACGUUCCACUGGGGCCGCUGCAAUGCCUCAUCAGAUGGUUCAGAACACAGCUUUAAUGGCUACAAGUUUCCUCUAGAGAUGCAGAUUUACUGUUAUGAGGAAAAUGAGUUUGAAUCUAUAGAUGAUGCUCUGAGGAGUAAUGGCAGAAUCACUGCAUUGGCCGUACUUUUUGAGGAGAGUGUUGACGAUAAUGAGAACUAUGCUGCCUUAAUCGAUGGGGUCAACGCUGUCAGUCGUUAUGGUAAAAGUAGUAUGCUUGAGGCCUUUCCUCUGCUUGGUCUACUGCCUGAGUCAACAGCAAAAUAUUUCAUCUACAAUGGCUCCCUCACCACGCCACCCUGCACAGAGACAGUGAAGUGGAUUGUGUUCAGAGACACAGUGCCAAUUUCUGAAACGCAGUUAGAGGUGUUCUGUGAGGUGAUGACAAUGCAGCAGGCUGGAUACGUGAUGCUGACAGAUUACCUGCAGAACAACUACAGGGAGCAACAGCAGCAGUUUCUGGGACAGGUUUUCUCAUCUUACACUGGCACAGAAGACAUCCUUGCUCCUAUGUGCAGUUCAGAGCCAGAAAAUGUUCAGGCAGAUCCCCAGAACUACACCAGCAUAAUGGUGACGUGGGAAAGGCCGCGUGCUGUCUAUGAGACCAGCAUUGAGAGAUAUUCUGUCACCUACCAGAGUCUACAGGGCAAAAAUGCUCAGAAACGACAGUACCUGACAGAUGGGGAUCAAGAUGUGGGUGCCAUUAUCCACAACUUGCUGGCCAAUAACAGCUAUGUUGUCCAGGUGGUGGCGCUGUGCACCAAUGGCAUGACUGGACGCAUGAGUGACCAAGUUAUAGUAGACAUGCCUCUGGAAGACCCUGAAAAUGAUCCUGAUCCUUCUGUUGAAUCAACACAAUUAGAAGAAUUUACUGAGGAGACCUCCCAGCCUUCUUUAUCUACGGGUAGGACAAGCAGCAAACCCAGGGUAUUGCCUGGUAGUACCUCUUCCUCCAAGAGCUCCAUAUACAUCACCACCUCCACCAAUCACCCAGGAUUCCUGUUUCCAGCUAUCAAGGCAACUACAUCAUCUGAGCAACAGUGGAUCACUGUGGAAUCUCAAUCCUUUUCACCUGACCAAGCAAGAAGCCAUGACAAGCAACUUAGCAGCCACAUUUUGCCGGAGGACGAAGACACCAUGCUGGUAACUGAUGUUCACUACGAGGGCUUGAAAUCUAGGACAGCAGUGUCCGGACUAAUUGACGAGCAGCUCAGUCUGCCUACUCUCCUCACCAGAGGUGUUCAGGAUCAGGGCAAGGGCCAAGUGUGGAUGACCAAGCCUAACAUCACUUCAGUGACCUCAGCUCCCAAUGCCGAGAGCAGAACUAUAUACGUCACCAGUAACACUUUGUCUGUCUCAGUGAAGAAUGCUAAUGAACCCACUCAGCCAUUGUUUAAUGAGGCGAGCAACAGCAGUCCAGAGUCUCGUGUGGGAAUGGUGGGAGGGACAGAGAGAGAAAAGAGGACAGUGGUGCCGUUAGCAGUGGUGUCCACCCUUACUGCAAUAUGUCUGCUGGUGCUGAUCAGCAUUCUCAUCUAUUGGAGGAAGUGCUUUCAAGCAGCAAAUCUUAAUGUAGAGGAUAAAGCAUCUCCCAGAGUCAUAACAGCUCCAUCAACACCUCUGCUCCUUAAUACAGAAGAACAUGCAGCCCUUCCAGUGAAAGAAUUUGUGAAGCACGUCGCGGACCUUUACUCCAACAACACGUUCUCUAAGGAGUUUGAGAGCUUGAAAGAGUCUUACGAGGAAAUUCAGUCCUGCACCGUGGACAUGGGUAUUACAACAGACAGUUCAAACCACCCAGACAACAAGAGCAAGAACAGAUACAUCAACAUCUUGGCCUAUGAUCACAGUCGAGUCAAGCUAAAUCAUAAUGCAGAGAAAGAUGGAAAGACUGGAGACUAUAUAAAUGCCAGUUAUGUGGAUGGCUACAAACAUCCAAAAGCUUAUAUAGCAGCCCAGGGUCCACUGAAGACAAGCCUGGAAGACUUCUGGAGGAUGGUGUGGGAGCAGAACGUUAGCGUCAUUGUCAUGAUAACCAACCUGUUGGAGAAGGGUCGGAGAAAAUGUGACCAGUACUGGCCUAUGGAAAACCAGGAAGAGUAUGGGAGUUUUCUUGUCACACUGAAAAGUACCAUAACGUUGGCUUACUACACCAAGAGGACCUUCACCCUGAGAAACAUCAACAACAAAAAGGGUUCUCUGAAGAGUCGCAGUCAGGAGAGAACCAUUGAUCAGUACCAUUACACUCAGUGGCCAGACAUGGGCGUUCCUGAGUACACACUUCCCGUGCUCAAAUUUAUACAGAAGUCGUCUGAGACGCAGAGCGCUGACUCGGGCCCUGUGGUGGUGCACUGCAGUGCUGGAGUGGGACGAACAGGAACUUACAUUGUGAUAGACAGCAUGCUGAAGCAGAUAAAGGCAGAGCGGACGGUGAACAUCAUGGGUUUCCUGAAGCACAUCCGCACCCAAAGGAACUAUCUGGUGCAGACUGAGGAACAGUAUGUUUUCAUUCACAACGUGUUAGUAGAGGCCAUCAGGAGUAAAGAGACACAAGUAUCAGCCAGCCACAUUCAUGCUUACGUCUCUGAUCUUCUCACUCCUGGACCAACAGGCAAGACUCAUCUAGAGAAACAGUUUAAGUUGAUCAGCCAGAAGUGUGCAAAUCAGGAUGACUAUGUGACAGCACUGAAAGAGUGCAACAUACCAAAGAACAGGACUUCUGCCCUCAUGCCUGUGGAAAGAUCCAGAGUAAGUCUGUCUUCAACUGUGGCAGAUUCUUCAGACUACAUUAAUGCUUCUUACAUCAUGGGUUACCAUCAAAGCUGUGAAUUCAUCAUCACCCAGAAACCCCUGGCCAACACUAUACAAGACUUUUGGAGGAUGAUCUGGGACCAUAAUGCUCAGAUCAUCAUUUCUCUGCCCGAUACGCAGAGCCUGAGUGAGGAGGAAGACUGUGUUUACUGGCCCACUAAAGAGCAGCCAAUCAGCUGUGAGACCUUUACAGUGACACUGGCAGGAGAGGAUCAGAUUUGUCUGUCUUAUGAAGAGUCUCUGGUGGUACAUGACUUUAUAUUGGAAGCCUUAAAAGACGACUAUGUGCUGGAGGUUCGCUGCUACCAGGCUCCACAUUGGCCCAAUCCAGACAGACCCAUCAGUAAUGCCUUCGAGCUCAUUAACAUCAUCAGGGAGGAGAGUGCACAUCGAGAGGGCACUAUUGUGGUCCAUGAUGGGUAUGGAGGCUCCAGUGCUGGGAUCCUGUGUUCCCUGAUUACCCUGAUUAAUCAGUUAGAAGAGGAGAACAUAGUGGAUGUCUAUCUGACAGCAAGGAUGACCAACCUGAUGAGACCAGGAGUAUUCACUGAUAUUGAGCACUAUCAGUUUCUUUACAAAGCUAUAUUAAGCUUGGUGAGCACCAAGGAAGAUGAGAAAACACUUCAUUCCACUGAGAACAAUGGCAACAUCCCGGCUGGCUCAGAAAGUCUCGAGUCUCUUAUGUAAUGUAAAUAAGUCAUAUGUUUUGAGGUUUUCAAAUCUAAAGAGAUUACAUAAUUUGCCUUUGUUUACAUCAAGGCUAGAACAUGGCCAUUUGGCUUUACAUCCCCCAACCCUUAAAAGUGUCUGUAUGGGACAUUCUGGUACAGGAUGUGAUUUGGUCUAUAAUCGUGCCUUUUUGUAAAACGUGUACUUUAUAAAGCGAUUUGAUAUGUUAUUGUUGGAACUAAUGCCAAAAUUUCUACUCUUUUCAGAAUGUUGACUGCCGCAUUGCUAGUGAUGUGUAUUUAGUUGAGUUAAGAGGUAAUAUUUAUAAAUAAACAGAUAUACACAGAUUUUAUAGACAAAUGUAGCUCAAAUACAUUGUUACACAAAGAAACAUUUCAGAUAUAUGACUACACACUGAUCACAUCAACAGACCAAACCCUAUUUGUAUAAAUACAUUGUCUAUUUUACUACUUUUGUUUGACAUAAAAGUUUAACCAUGUUUUUUUUUUUUUAAUUAUUAUUAUUAUUAUUAUUAUUAUUUAGGAUAUAUGUGUAUACAGUUAAGUGACAGUGCUGUUUUAUUCCUUGUCUGUGUUUCGUUAUUUUGGUGCAUGAAUUUAUGUAGAUGUAAAGCAACAAUUAAUGUCUGUGAACGAUGCCUGUAAGUUUGUUAUUGCGUUUAUGAGUGUCUAACUGCUGAUUAAGUGACUAUGCUGUGUACUUCUUUAAGUGAGACAGGAAGAAACACUACAACCUCUAAACUUGCCACUCGCACGUAUUGUGUAAGAAUCUCAGUGUAAUAGUCACAUCUUAACAUGUGAAUUAGAAAAACAGAGGACCCGGUAUUAACGAACAUUCCACUUUCCCCUCAAAAUAAAAUGAGGUAAACUUA
Messenger RNA from Ictalurus punctatus (channel catfish), 5032 nucleotides. It is a transcript of the gene ptprz1b, whose product is annotated as protein tyrosine phosphatase receptor type Z1b. The record is from RefSeq and is a predicted model, not a curated record. Bases 241 to 4158 code for a protein of 1305 amino acids. Gene Ontology annotation, biological process: peptidyl-tyrosine dephosphorylation. Lineage: Eukaryota; Metazoa; Chordata; Actinopteri; Siluriformes; Ictaluridae. The transcript has 30 exons. Gene Ontology annotation, molecular function: protein binding; protein tyrosine phosphatase activity.